CAACGGGACUGUGGUGGUUUAUACUGUCGCCGCCACAAGAAGAGCAAGAAAAGAAGCGCAUUGGAUGUAACCACUUGGCUCGUACGCUUGCUGGGAAAAAAAAAUGUUUUGCGGAGUGUGUUGUGUGUAUUCGUUAUCGCUGGAGUACCGAUUGCUCUGCUAGCAUGUCCAGGAGCACUUCGAUCGCCUCAGAAGACACCCACAACUACGGCACUUGACUGCCUGCUGUCACGAUAUGUAAAAAGCGUGAACUACAACUAAGUCAUGGCUCUUCCAUCAGAGGUGUUUGCCAGCUUGGAAUCGUGCGAUGGCCGCCAAGUGGAAGAAAUCAAACAACUUGUGAAUGAGAGCCUUGCCAACAACAAAGAUGCAUCAAUUCUGUCCACCCUUGUUGAUUACUACUUGACGUCAAGAUCUCAGCGGUGUUUGGAUGUCUUGGUCGCCAUCAGGGAAACCAGUGCCAAGGACCUUUUUGACAAGCUUCAUGACUGUCUUAAAGGAAAGACGCGGCAAUGCACACUUAUGCUAAUUGCCAACAUUGUGCACAGGCAGCCACCUUGGCUUCAUCACAUCACAAGUCACAAGAUUCUAAGUCACAUCCUCAUGAUCAUAAAGAGUGCUCCAGAGCCUGUGCAUAUUAUGCAGGCCAGCAUGAUCAUUUUUAGUCUCAUGCCAAUGCUGCCUGUGCAGUUUGGUACCUCUGCUCUUGCAGAUGCUUUUGAGGCUUUCUCAGCCCUGGCUGCACAGUGUACAAGAAGACCUAGUCACAUACAUGAAAGCCACCUGAAGUACUUGAAGCUGAGUCUGCAGUUUCUGUUCCAAUACCUGUAUGGCAUGUACCCCUGCAAUUUUCUUGCCUACCUGCGUGGGUACUACGGCAGCCAGGACCAUAGUCGUGAGAGGCUUACUGUUUACACCAUGACAAUCCGGCCACUGCUACAAAGAACUCGUGUUCAUCCCCUGCUAGUCACUGCUUCUAAAGACGCUGAGCUCAGUUCAGAGAGGUGGAAGAAAAAGCAGCCAUAUGACAUCUUGGUGGAAUGCGGUCAGCACACGCUGGACCCAAAGGAACACAUAAGCGAUAACGACGAACCUUCUUCACCCCCUCCUGGGAUCCUAGGUGGAAGCAAUGCGGCGUCACCUAUGCCUCUGCUGCAGCCUCCUCCUAAGGGAAUGUUUGCCAAAGGGGAGCCUAUCGUGUCAUCAUCAUUAGUUUCAACGCCUUGCUGGAGCCCCGUGGAGGCCUGUGGCCUUGGCCCUGCCUGGAGGACAGUAGGGUAUUCUAGGUCAUUGUCGUGUGAAAAACCUUUUGAGAGCACUGAGGCAGGUUUGCCUCUCGACCUUGCCAUAGAAGCAACGCCGGAGGAAACAGGCUGCACAGAGCCAUCGCAGCAGAUAACCGCAGUGUCGAACAGUGAAGUGGCUAGGAUUGCUGCAGCUGCUGCAAAGGACGAUGUACCUCUCAGGGAUCUUGGAAACAAGGCACUGCCGCACGUUGGCGAUGCACAAGCGGCAGCGAUGGCCAUGGCGGAAAAGUCCAUUCCUGUGCCGGGGGCCAGUGGUGGUGGCGCCACUGCCGUGGGUUGUGAAACUCCUUUCUUCUCAACGACCAACAACCUGACCACAGAGCCUCAGAAUUCGGUGUCGGAGCUUCCGGAAUACCAGGAGCAGCAGCAGAUGGCACACAGCAUGGAUCGGCUGAGGUACUUCAGCCAGUGCCCUGUGCGAUGCUGCAGUGGCAGCAGCAGGGGCACGUCUCGUUCCACUCUGGAGCGAAGCCAUUCGUGCCCCAGGCUUCAGGAGCCAUUUGUGCGACCUCGGAGGCCAGCCGACAGGUCUAACCAGGGUGACUCUGUGGAUGCUUGCAACCCUCUCCGGGCACCUGUGGCACCCACCAACAACCAGGCUUGUUCGGCGACAGCAACACUGGCAGCGGCAGCAACAGGGCACCACGCACAAAAGGAAGCUCCCCCAUCUCCUCUCGAGGACAGCUACCGCUCACUGCUCUCGUACUCAGUGUCCAGGCCUUACCAACAGGGUGCGGGGGACGCCUCCAGCCUAGCGCUUGCCGACAUGUCACCAAGCGAGUUGCUCGAGAAGCACCUGCAGCUGGUCAGCAGCUGCUACAUGCAACAGGCACAGCUCGCCAAGAAGAAAACACAGCGCGGUGGAAUGGGAGAAGAUAAAUCUGAAGAGGUGGAUUGUCUGAAAGGACAAGUUUGCCUGCUGUAUGUCGUGCUGCUCUAUGAGCGGCACCGCAGAGAUGUUCACAUGGAGCGGAACCGUCGUCUUCUAGCCAAGGCCAAGAAGAUUGUGGCACUCCAGGAGGAGACAGCUGCUUAUAAGGACCAAUUGUUCCUGCUAGAUAUGGAGAGCAAGCAGUACAAAGAGAAGCUACAACAGUGCUCACAAGAUGCCAAGAGAGAGAAGGCAGAACUGGAAGGAGCCAUCAAAAUGCUGGAGAGUAAAAUUGCGGAGUUGCAGAUGAAGAAUGAACUUCUGACGCGGGAGAACAGGUCAAUGGCCGAGCAGGUGCGCCACACUGAAUCGGCGAGAGCCGCCCUUCAGAAGGAAGUGGACCGCAAUGCCGGCAUCCUCAUGGAAAUGGAGAUGGAGCUGGAGACAGCACGCAGUCGCGCUGCCAUGAGCAGCAGCUACAGGCAGCAGGUGGAGUCCCUCCAGAAGGAACUGGUGACACUGGGCGAGAUGUACAAACGGCUGGAGGCAAGAUUGCAGGCUAGCGAACCCCGGCCUCAGGCCGACUCAUUGCUGACCAUGUUUCAAGAGGCAUCGCGCAGCGAAGUGGCCGGUAUGAAGCACCAGCUGGAAGUCAAACAGAACCAGGUGGAAUCGCUAAGCUGUCGGGUGAAGCAGCUGGAGUCAACUCUCUCAAGCAGGGAUGCUAAGGUUCGUGACCUCAAGGAGCAGCUUGAACGCAUGGAAGCCAUCCACAAAGAGCAGCUACAGAGCAAGGACUGCCGAAUCAACGCCCUGGUCAGUUUGUGCCAGAGAAUGGAAGCACAUUUGGUUGAAGCCCGCUACUGCGCAGAGCAGAAACGAGAAUCAAGUUCAGAAGCAUCCGGGGGAUUUGAUGACAUGUGCGCCAGCAUGGAGCUCGACGGAAGCAGUCCAACGGUCGACCCUACCGGACUGUUGGGCUCUUACACUUCAAACACAGAGAUGACACCAGUUUCUGACAUGCUCAAGGAAGCAGAGCAGGCGGUGUGUUCUCCCGAACAGCAGCAGAGUCCACUGCUAGAAGAGCUGGAGUUGAGCGGCACUGUUCAGGCCGAUGAUGAAAAACCUCAGAUAAAUGUUGCUGAUGAAGAAACAAGUGACCUACUAUGAGCAGCUACAGUCAAGCCUCACAUGUAGAAGCAUACUUAAAGCUUAAGGGUUUGGGGUUCAGGGCAGAACCCUGUUUUGCACACUGGUUUACAAGCCUUGCUGAAUGCGCUUAGUACAGCCCAUGUGCCAGGGAAAUAGCACAAUGGUUGCAUGUUUCUGGACUCUGUCGGCACUUCCGCUAAUAAUGUUUCCUAAUUAGUUACUAUUCUUCUAGAAAAAAGAAGGGAACUGUUUGAAGAUUGCAUGUUGAUAAACAUUUUGAAGGUGCAGAUUUGUGAGCACGGUUUUGGCCUUGCCUGUCAAUGGGUUUGUGGGGCUUUUUUUUUUUUACCACUGCGGUCACGGAGGCUUUGUAUGAAACAAGGGAAAGUUCAUGUUGAUGUUGGUUUUGAGUAGAAAUGUUAAUAAAGUUUUUGUACAUACA
Messenger RNA from Rhipicephalus sanguineus (brown dog tick), 3772 nucleotides. RefSeq names its product hamartin (gene Tsc1). Lineage: Eukaryota; Metazoa; Arthropoda; Arachnida; Ixodida; Ixodidae. Gene Ontology annotation, biological process: negative regulation of cell population proliferation; regulation of cell cycle; negative regulation of TOR signaling. The record is from RefSeq and is a predicted model, not a curated record. Bases 265 to 3348 code for a protein of 1027 amino acids. The transcript is spliced from 21 exons. Gene Ontology annotation, cellular component: TSC1-TSC2 complex.